This is a messenger RNA of Sorex araneus (European shrew), 3168 nucleotides long. It is a transcript of the gene MPL, whose product is annotated as MPL proto-oncogene, thrombopoietin receptor. Lineage: Eukaryota; Metazoa; Chordata; Mammalia; Eulipotyphla; Soricidae. Bases 1 to 1926 code for a protein of 641 amino acids. Gene Ontology annotation, cellular component: membrane; external side of plasma membrane. The transcript is spliced from 12 exons. Gene Ontology annotation, biological process: cytokine-mediated signaling pathway. The record is from RefSeq and is a predicted model, not a curated record. Gene Ontology annotation, molecular function: cytokine receptor activity; protein binding.
AUGCCCUCCUGGGCCCUCUUGGGGGUCACCUCCUGCCUCCUCCUGGCCCCCCAACACCUGGCACAAGUCACCGGCCAAGAUGCCUCUUUGCGGACCCCAGACUCAGAGCCCCUGAGCUGUUUCUCUCGGACGUUUGAGGACCUCACUUGCUUCUGGGAUGAGGAAGAGGCAGCGCCCAACGGGACGUACCAGCUGCUGUACGCCUACCCCGGGGAACAGCCCCGGCCUUGCCCCCUGAGCUCCCAGCGCACCUUCCCCUCUGGAACGAGAUACGUCUGCCGGUUCCCCGCCCAGGAUGAAGUGCGUCUCUUCUUCCCGCUGCACCUCUGGGUGAAGAAUGUGGUCCUCAACCAGACGCGGGCCAAGCGGGUGCUCUUUGUGGACCACGUGGGACAGCCAGCUCCCCCCAGUACCAUCAGGACCCUGCGUGGAAGCCAGCCAGGGGAACUCCAGAUCAGCUGGGAGGCCCCAGCUCCCGAAAUCAGCGAUUUCCUGAGGCAUGAGCUCCGCUACAGCCCUAAGGAUGCUGAGAACACCACGGGCCCCGCUGUCCUGCAGCUGCUGUCCGCAGAGACCUGCUGCCCAGCCCCGCCGAGGCCACACCCAGCCCUGGGCCCACCUCCCUGCGCCCAGGCCGAGGAGCCCCAGCACAGAGGACCAGAAUGGACCUCCCCAACGAGAGAAGUUCUGUCUCUGGCAGUCAAAGGUGGAAGGUGCCUCAUCUCCGGGCUCCAGCCUGGUAACUCCUACUGGCUCCAGCUGCGCAGCCAACCAGAUGGGGUCUCCCUCCAUGGCUCCUGGGGGUCCUGGUCCCUCCCCGUGACUGUAGACCUGCCCGGGGAUGCAGUGGAAAUCGGGCUGCAGUGCUUCACUCUGGACCUGAAGAACGUCACCUGCCAAUGGCGGCAACGGGACCAUGCUAGCUCCCAGGGCUUCUUCUACCACAGUAGAGUGUGGUGCUGCCCUAGAAACAGGGACCCCAUUUGGGAGAAGUGUGAAGAGGAAGAGAAAACCAAUCCUGGAUCACAACCCUCUCCAUUCUCUCGCUGCCACUUCAAGUCACAAAACGACAGUAUUAUACACAUCCUUGUGGAGGUGACCACACUGCAGGGUGCUGUUCAUAGCUACUUGGGCUCCCCUUUUUGGAUUCACCAAGCUGUGCUCAUCCCCACCCCCAAUUUUCACUGGAGGGAGGUGUCCAGCGGGCGGCUGAAGUUGGAGUGGCAGCACCCCACCUCCUGGGCAGCCCAAGAGAUGUGCUAUCAGCUUCGAUACACAGGAGAAGGCCAUCAGGACUGGAAGGUGCUGGAGCCGCCUCUCGGGGCCCUGGGAGAGACCCUGGAGCUGCGUCCCCGCUCCCGCUACCGUUUACAGCUGCGCGCCAGGCUGCACGGGCCCACCUACCAAGGCCCCUGGAGCUCCUGGUCCGACCCAGUGAGGGUGGAGACGGCCUCCGAGACGGCCUGGAUUUCUUUGGUGACGGCUCUGCUCCUGGUGCUGGGCCUCAGCGCCUUCCUGGGCCUGCUGCUACUGAGGUGGCAGUUUCCUGCGCACUACAGGAGCCUGAGGCAUGCCCUGUGGCCCUCACUUCCAGAUCUGCACCGGGUCCUGGGCCAGUACCUUAGGGAUACUGCAGCCCUGAGUGCGCCCAAGGCCACCGCCUCAGAUGCCUAUGAGGAAGUGGAGCCCAGCCUCCUUGAAAUUCUACCUAAGUCAUCAGAGAAGACCCCCUUGCCUCUGUGUUCUUCUCAGGCCCAGAUGGAUUACCGAGGAUUGCAGCCUUCUUGCCUGGGGCCUGUGCCCCUGACGGUGUGCUCAUUCACGACCGAGUCAGGGUCUUACUGCACCACGCACAUCGCCAACCAUUCCUACUUACCACUCAGCUGCUGGCAGGUCCCCCAUUCCCCGUACCCUGGACAGAUCUAAACUCUUCCUUAGCUUCCUCCUCUCCUACCGCCACUCCACCAGCACCCCAGACCUCACAGCUGGGCUUUGUAACACGGACCUUUUUACGCUGCCUGCGAGCAUUCAAUCCAUCCAGGACCCGCCCUCCUUUAGGCAAGACUCAUUCCACCAGCUCCCCUUUGACCGUCUUUGUCCAGUUGAAAGCCAAACUCUUUGGAAAGAAAGCCCCACUUCCCAUUUGCUCUUCAGACAACCUCAAUGUGGCCCCCUCUGCUCAGGCAAGCUCACCCUAGACCUUCUCAUUACUAGAUUCAGUGGGAUCUUGUUAAGUAGCACUUGAUAUUUCUCUGUGACAUCUGUCUCAGGACAGCUGUUUCUCCACCCUGGAUCCCACAAUCUGUCUCUUGGGUCUCUUUUCCUGACUCUCUGAGUACGAGAGUUAAACGCAUCAGAGUCGUUCAGUUCUUAUUUUUUCCAUUUGCUGCCUUGGGCAAAUAACCUACCAUCUUUGUGCCCCAUUUUCACAUCUAUCAAACAGGCAUAACAGAAGAAAGCCAUAAAACUGUGGAAAGGAUUAUGUGACAUAAUCUAAGUAAAGCAUAGAGCCUAGGUCAUUAUGUGGGGCUUAACGUAUCUCAGCUACUUCCAUCAUUCCUUCCUAAUCUUGCAUUCGGGCUUCUCUUUCACCCCCUAGUUAUUAUAGUUCCUCAAGAGUCCCUUCUUAAAGCAGUCUUCCAUCCCAAUCCUUCUCAUGGCCCUUCUAUAUGCCGACUAUAUGCUGACGUUCUUGUCUUCAGCCCAGAUUUCUGUAUAGCACCUGUAAUGCCUUGGGCAAAAACUCUAAGUCUCUCUCCUGCUCCUGUUAAAACACACUGGAUGGUUGGUUUGGGUUCCUGUCUUUAGGCAGUCAAGACUGAAAGUGGAGGGCCAGAGAAUAGAUGGCUUAUUUAGUAGAAACUUUAAGGAAGCAAAAGGAAGGACGGGGAGACCCAGGGAGAGGUAAAAAGCCUUCUUCCUAUUUUCAUAGCUAGAGAGAUGAGUGGACACUUUGCAAUGAGUUUAAGAUAUCCAGGUUAGUGAGACAAAGGGGUUGGGGAAGAGUAAGGAGUUUGAAAGUAUUAUCUUCUGCAUAGCCAGGGUGCAUAUUCAUUCCACACUGGGGAAUUCUCUUAGUUCACUCUACCUUUUUUCCCUCUGGUCCUCCCUAUAUUAUUCCUAGAUUGUGAGCUCCUGGAGGGCAAGGGCCGUGACUGAUUUGUCGUC